AGCCUAGCUGGUGCAGCCGACGGAGGUUCGGUGGUGGUUGUGAUAAAAUUUGCUACGUGUCUCUCGUGGUGUUAUGAGUGGUAUUCAUAAGUGCAGCAAAUGAUUUACAACAAUAACUAAUUGGGUAAUAUACUUACUUCGGCCCGUAAAAAUUAAAAAUGCAAUCCAAGGCAAAUCCUACGGGGUCGAAAAAAGUCAUGUUUCCUGACAAAAAAUCUUCCGCUAAACAAAUGAAAUCUUCUACGUUGACUAAUGCUGCUGGUCUCAGCUCUCUUAUCACAUUUACUGUGCUUCUUCUCGCAUGGAUAUCCGGAUUUGCCUCAAGAUUGUUUGCUAUUAUCCGAUUCGAAAGUAUAAUUCAUGAAUUUGAUCCAUGGUUUAACUACCGAGCAACUGUUUAUAUGGUUCAACAUGGAUUUUAUAACUUUCUCAACUGGUUUGACGAACGAGCCUGGUAUCCAUUAGGACGAAUUGUUGGUGGAACUGUGUAUCCUGGACUUAUGAUAACAUCUGGGUCCAUCCACUACAUUCUUCACUCACUGAAUAUUCCAGUUCACAUACGAGACAUAUGUGUAUUCCUUGCUCCAGUUUUCAGUGGCCUUACAGCAAUUUCCACAUACUUCUUAACAAAAGAAUUAUGGAGUGCUGGCGCGGGACUUUUUGCCGCAUGUUUUAUCGCUAUCGUGCCUGGCUAUAUAUCAAGAUCAGUGGCGGGUAGUUAUGACAACGAGGGUAUAGCAAUAUUUGCUUUGCAAUUUACUUAUUAUUUAUGGGUGAAGUCCGUGAAAAAAGGAUCAAUUUUUUGGGCUGCAAUGACUGCCCUCUCAUACUUCUACAUGGUUUCGGCUUGGGGAGGAUAUGUUUUUAUCAUUAACUUAAUUCCUCUCCAUGUCUUUGUUUUAUUACUAAUGAAUCGAUUUAGUAACAGAUUAUUUGUCAGUUACACUAUUUUCUAUAUUCUUGGACUCUUACUAAGUAUGCAAAUUCCUUUUGUUGGUUUUCAACCAAUCAGAACGUCGGAACACAUGGCAGCUGGAGGAGUUUUUGCACUUCUCAUCUUUGUAGGAACUUUAAAAUACUUAAGAACAAUUUUUACCAAAUCGGAAAUGAAAUAUUUUGGAGGUGUUGUUGCAGUAAUUGCAGCCGUGUUUUUAGUAGCAUUAAUUAUUUUGACAAAUCUAGGAGUUGUAGCACCUUGGAGUGGAAGAUUUUACAGUCUUUGGGAUGCAGGAUAUGCAAAAAUCCACAUUCCUAUAAUUGCCUCUGUCUCAGAACAUCAACCAACAACCUGGUUCAGCUUUUUCUUCGAUUUACACAUUCUUGUGUCUACCUUCCCCGUUGGCUUAUGGUACUGCAUUAAACGUAUCAAUGAUGAACGUGUUUUCAUCAUUUUGUACGCGCUAAGUGCAGUUUACUUUGCUGGCGUAAUGGUUCGUCUAAUGCUUACACUAACACCAGUUGUAUGCAUGUUAUCUGGAGUGGCGUUCAGCAGUCUUUUAGAACUUUAUCUUAAGUUGGAAGACGAUCGAGGACCAGGUGAUAGAGAUGCUGAUAGUAGUGAAGCUGAUAGUGAAACAGAAGGAGAACGUAGUCCGGGCCGUGGAUUGUAUGAUAAAGCAGGAAAACUGAGAAGAAUGAAACAUGAGAGACCAAAGGGUAAUGGUGAUGCUCUUGGAUCUAAUCUACGUAGUGGAGUUGUCAUCGGUACACUCUUACUACUUAUGAUGUUCGCCAUACACUGCACCUGGGUUACUAGUAAUGCUUACUCCAGUCCGUCCAUCGUCCUUGCAUCGUAUACUAAUGACGGAGGAAGAAGUAUUCUUGAUGAUUUCCGUGAAGCUUAUUACUGGCUCGCACAAAAUACUCCAACAGAUGCUCGAGUGAUGAGUUGGUGGGAUUAUGGAUAUCAGAUUGCUGGAAUGGCUAAUAGGACAACUCUAGUCGAUAAUAAUACGUGGAAUAAUUCACAUAUUGCCCUGGUAGGAAAAGCAAUGAGCUCAACUGAGCCUAAAGCGUAUGAAAUUAUGACUUCGUUAGACGUAGAUUAUGUUCUUGUGAUUUUUGGAGGAAUGAUUGGUUAUACUGGUGAUGAUAUUAAUAAAUUUUUGUGGAUGGUACGCAUUGCUGAAGGAGAACAUCCUCAAGAUAUUCGUGAGAGUGAUUACUAUACUGAACGUGGAGAAUUUAGAGUUGAUGCUGAAGGAUCUCCAACUCUUCUUAACUGUCUUAUGUAUAAGUUAAGUUAUUACCGCUUCGGUGAAGUUGCUUUAGAUUAUCGUAUGCCUGCUGGAUUUGAUCGCACAAGGCACGCUGAAAUAGGAAAUAAAAAUUUUAAACUGACGUACCUGGAGGAGGCCUAUACUACAGAACAUUGGCUAGUGAGAAUUUACAGAGUGAAGAAGCCAAACGAGUUUAAUCGGCCCAGGAUCCCAUUAUCUGAACGAACAAUAACUCGACCAACAUAUACUUAUCACAGUAAAAAGUUAAAAUUAUGGGGGGCCCGGGGUUGAUGUUUCAGACGGCCAAACGUAAGAAGGGCUAUAUCAAGGGCCGACCGACAGUUGUAAAAGGACAAAAACCACAAAGAAGAACGACCGUUUAAAAUGUAAAUAUUUGGCAAGACUUUGUCAUUUCUCCCUUGGCACCUUUAUUCACAAUUUCCUGGCGUUUUUUAAUAAUUAAAACCACCGUCCCUUCAAGUGAUGAAAUAAAGUCAAAAGGAAUAAUAAAUAAAAACGCUAGGUGUGCCUCGAAAUGAAUGUGUACAAGAGACUAAUAAUAUGACGGACUAAAAGAGAAUAAUGUAAGACCGUCAGAAUACUGAUUUCUUUUUUUUUUACAAAUAAAAUAAAAAAAACCGGAUAUGUCCGUAGAAUAAAAAAAUUGAAAAGAUAAAUAAUUUUCAUAGACAUUAGACUACAUUAAAUAGUUUGAGAAAAAAGUUUCUCGCAAGUAUCUACGUAACAUUAACGAUACAAUAACAGUAAUCGUGAAUUAAUCUGAAUAACGUUUAAACAAAAUUUCAUUUUCAAAAAUGGAAAAAUUUUUUUACAUUGAAUCUAAUUAUUGUGUACAUCUAAUAAUAGUGUUUGUGACAAACGCGACAUUGGAGUGAUGAUUAGUAUGCUUUGAAAGGUGGUGCAUAAUAGUUAAUGUUGAUACUAAAAUGUAAAAGCAAUACUUAUUUUACAUACAGAAAUAUGAACUGAAUAUUAAUUAAUAAUUGAUAAUCAAUUAUUGUGUUAUAUCCUAUCAUAAUUAACAAAUGCAAAAUCCACCAAUACUUGAAAAGCAUGUUUAUACAAUUAAUUCAAUUCAUAAAUAAUAAAUACAAUUAAUGAUUUUUUAUUUAAUUCAAUUUUACACAAAAAUUGUAUCUGAUGUAAAAAAAAAAUUUAUAAAAAUUAACCAUUUGAACGGUUCUGUACUCGUGAAAUGCUCAUAUCGUGAGUUUGUAAGAGUGUUUGUUUACACAGUUUGUUGUUUAGAGUCUUGUUGAAAGAUAAAUAUUCACAAUAA
This is a messenger RNA of Chelonus insularis, 3519 nucleotides long. It is a transcript of the gene Stt3B, whose product is annotated as catalytic subunit 3B of the oligosaccharyltransferase complex. Gene Ontology annotation, cellular component: membrane. Bases 159 to 2510 code for a protein of 783 amino acids. The record is from RefSeq and is a predicted model, not a curated record. NCBI's taxonomy places the organism in Eukaryota, Metazoa, Arthropoda, Insecta, Hymenoptera, Braconidae. The transcript is spliced from 6 exons. Gene Ontology annotation, molecular function: dolichyl-diphosphooligosaccharide-protein glycotransferase activity. Gene Ontology annotation, biological process: post-translational protein modification.